Messenger RNA from Neodiprion fabricii, 3617 nucleotides. Its product is annotated as sodium-dependent nutrient amino acid transporter 1-like. Bases 1033 to 2790 code for a protein of 585 amino acids. Gene Ontology annotation, biological process: sodium ion transmembrane transport. Gene Ontology annotation, molecular function: L-amino acid transmembrane transporter activity. The record is from RefSeq and is a predicted model, not a curated record. NCBI's taxonomy places the organism in Eukaryota, Metazoa, Arthropoda, Insecta, Hymenoptera, Diprionidae. Gene Ontology annotation, cellular component: membrane. The transcript is spliced from 8 exons.
UCUUGGUGAAUAUGCAUUAUAGCUACAUCGUCCAAUAAGUGAUCAUGCAGAAUCAUUGAUAUUCUAGUAAUUUAAACAAAUAGAAUAUUGUGUAAUAAGGCGGCAACCUCGGUCUUUUCGAGAGGUCAAGUUUGCAAUAUCAGUCGUAGGUGAGGUGAAGAUGAAUAUUGCGAAUACGCGAGGCAAAAAGACCGUUGCCUCGUUGUUGCACACGAUUCUUUAUAUAUGAAGAAUACGUUGAGAGUUUUUUCACGAAAUUGAGGUUAGGGUCGCGUAAUGUCAGAUAUGUUCACGACCGCGCAUGCGCGCAGUACAGAAAAAACCACUUUCAACUCCUAAGGCUUGAAAGUGAUCUUUGCAGUACUCCGCACAUGCGCGUUCGCAGACUCACUUGAUCGUCAUAAAAACGAGCAUCUGGUGUACGUAAAAAACGUAUGGAAAAUCGCGUAAAACGUGCUCGCGUUAUAUAAAUUUAAUAUUUCGAAACUGCAAAUAUCUAAGAUUUGGAUAUCUACAUGUACUAAAUUUCGACGUGCGGAGUGCUCCACAACUAUACCCUAGUAAUUUUGCCGCGCCUGUCAGCCCUAGUACACGAAGGAUGAUUAAUAGUGCGUCCACGAUUCCUUCGUGUCGAAAUCUUCGCAUUGCGUUGCUCUAUCUUAUCCAGAACGUCUUCUGCAGAUGCGUAAUAUGUGCCGGAUAAGAGAUAACUGUUACAAUUGCUCAAGGACGCACCUUGUCGAACUGUUCAAGAGUAGGUAUGUGACGCAGACAAACAGCGAGACGUCAAUCCCUCGUUCAGUCAGUAAACCAAAAAAAUAUCACUGUGACUCGAGUUUACCCGCGGCGUGCUCGCAGUGCGGUUUUGCCGGCUGUGAGUGAACAUUGCUGAGCGUUAACUGGGAACAACGAAAGGUAUCACAACCCUGGUGAACCGUUUAUGAAGGAACGGAAACGAACUUUUUAACCCGGUUGAAAAAUUUCUGCAGGUGUCGAUUGUUCGUUUUAAGGGUUUAUUAAUCUCUAUAUGGUAUGGAAAAGAUGGUCGUUUCAGAGAACAAGCCGCAGGCAAUCAGAGCAGAAUGGGGAGGGGGCUUAGAGUUCCUGAUGUCCUGCAUUGCGACUUCCGUAGGGUUGGGUAACAUCUGGAGAUUUCCUUAUACAGCGUACCAAAAUGGCGGCGGAGCUUUCCUCAUUCCAUACAUAAUCGUCCUACUAAUAGUCGGCAAGCCAUUCUAUUAUUUGGAGGCAAUCCUGGGCCAAUUUACGAGCAAGUCGUGCAUUAAAGUAUGGUCGCUUUCCCCGGCUAUGAAAGGGAUCGGAUAUGGCCAGCUGAUAGCUGCGCUAUGCGUUGUUUCGUACUACACAGUGUUGAUGGCCAUAACCCUGUUCUAUUUGGUGGUCAGUUUCCAGUCGGAACUCCCUUGGGCAACGUGUCGUGAGGAAUGGGGAUCGACUUGUUUCGACUCUGGAGGCUCCGUGAACAUUACUGCAGUUACCGGAAACGGCUCGCUACAGAGUUCAGCUGAGUUAUACUUCCUAAAGGUUGUUCUCAACGAGGUUGACUCCAUUGACGAAGGCAUUGGAACACCAUCUUGGCAGCUCAGCCUCUGUUUGCUUGUCAGUUGGAUCGCUGUUUACAUGGUUCUCUUUCGCGGGGUCAAGAGUUCAGGAAAGGCUGCCUACUUCCUCGCACUUUUCCCCUACGUUGUCAUGAUCGCACUUCUGAUCAGGGCGGUGACCCUUUCCGGUUCCGGGAUCGGAAUCAUGUUCUUUAUUACUCCAGACUGGACUAAGCUUUGGUCACCAACAGUCUGGUACGCUGCCAUAACGCAGUGUUUCUUCUCUCUCAGUGUCUGCUUUGGGGCUAUCGUGAUGUAUUCUUCCUACAACAACUUCAACCACAAGCUUUACAGGGAUGUAAUGAUCGUCACGACCCUGGACACGUUCACCAGCCUCAUUGCCGGCUGCACGAUAUUCGGAAUCCUUGGUAACCUGGCCUACGAAAUGGGGACGGAUGACGUGAGCACCGUAGUUCGGGGCGGAACUGGCCUGGCUUUUAUUUCGUACCCGGAAGCCUUGGCCAGGUUCACGUUCGUUCCCCAGCUCUUUUCGGUCCUCUUCUUCGUCAUGAUGUUGGUCCUUGGAGUGGGCAGUGCCAUGGCGCUCUGCGGUGCGGCGUUCAGUGUGGUUUGCGAUCGGUUUCCUCACGUCAACCAGUGGAAAAUCAUGCUCAUCAUAUCCGUCGUCGGUUAUUGUAUCGGCCUUGUUUACGUCACGCCGGGCGGACAGUGGAUAUUGACCCUUGUGGAUUACUACGGCGGGACAUUCGUCGCCAUAAUUGUUGGGACCGUAGAAAUUCUGACAGUCUUUUGGAUCUACGGUCUCCGGAAGUUCAUUGAUGAUGUGGAAUUCAUGACAGGCGUGAGGCCCGGGAUUUAUUGGAGAGUUUGUUGGAUGAUCGUCACUCCCCUUUUGAUGAUCGUGAUUCUGGUAUACACGGUAGCAAUAUACGAGCCGCCGACAUACAAUGACACUAUGUUCCCAACUUCUGCUUACGCCGCUGGUUGGGCGAUCCUGGGCUUUGCAGUGUUGCAGAUCUUUGGAUGGAUCGUUUAUCAGCUGUAUACAAAGAAAAGCUCUUCGGUUGCAGAGACAUUCAGGAAUGCUUUUCAACCUACCUCCAAGUGGGGUCCGACCGACCCCAAGCAUCGCCUCGAGUGGGAGUCCUUCAAAGACAUGAAAGCGAAAUCUUCUUCGAACGGACUUUAUGAUCUCUUUUUCAAGUAGCUUUCAUCAAAUUACACCUAGAUCGAAUCUAUGUAUAUGCAUACCAAUCAUCUAAAUCUACCAUAAUUGCAGUAUCGUUUCGACCACCUUACAAUUUUUCACUCAAACCUUUUAAGAUCGAAUAUAUUCAGCUCACAGUGAGCUUCAUGGCAUGUCACGCGGUUAAGCAAAAAACAAACAGAAUAGAAUAAGAUAACACCUGCAAAAGAAUAAAAAAAUACGCGUCUACUUCCAGUGCAAUUACUUUGUAUAAUGUAAACAAUGAACUAACUCCAGAUAUACAUUUUUAGAAGCCUGGAAGUAGGGAGUCAAUGCUUAUAGCCUAGGCAGGUGUAAACUUUAUUGACAGCAUUUGGUCGUUUUGGCUUGGUGCGAACGGUUACACGGCAGCUUUGUACAAAGGCCAGUCGUUGGCACGUUUCGCGUAGCUCUACGAUGUUUGCAAGAGUUACAGAUAAACUAAGCGUCGCGCAAACUGCAUGCUUUAAACUUGUGCAAGCGGUGUGCCAACUCGUCCCACUUCAAGCUAUGUGUUCUUGCAAUUUAGUAGGCUUGAGAUUUACUUUCAUUGUCAAACUUUGUGAGGAUAAGAUGUUGCGUACCGUGUUAUUCAUAAUCAGUUGCAAGACGUUUAUGGCGUCUGAAAUGACUUGUGGACGAUGGAAAAUAUCGCAAUAACGCUUAUCUCUAAUACAAUUUUACUGCGUGAGUUAUUGGUCAUCGGAUAAAGAUAGUGCUCCCCAAAACACAAUUCCUCAGCGAUAGCCUCAAAUGGGUGAUUAUAGGAUUUGCAAUGUUUAUUGGACAAAUAAAUUUUUUUUUUACUA